AUGGACGUGACGGAUGCUCAUUUCUACUCGACCUCGUCGGCAACGAUGAGUCUACCAGCUACUAGCGCUACGGACGGAUCAAGUGGGAAAGGUGAGAGUACAUCAGAAGCGAACCAGACAGCUCAGCCCGUAGGAGUAGAGCCAACAUUGGAACAGGAGGUGUCGCAGCUAGUCGGCAGUCUAGGAAGUUGGUGGAGCGGCGUGAGCAAGAGAGUGAGUCGUUUUCUCUGGCAUGUAAUCGACCGACUCAAAGGUGUAUGCUAAUCAUAUGCUGCCUAUUGUAUGCUACUAGUCGCAAGACACGUUGGCGUCAGCUCGGAAACAAAUCGACGCUCAGGGCGGUCUGAUGGCCAUGGCUCGCGCUGAAGCUGCCAAGCUAGAGGCGCAACUCAACGAGGCUCAAAAGGCGGCGAGAGAGAAAGCACAAGUGCCUCUUGAGGCCUCAGCAGAGGGAGAGACCACAUCCGGUAAUACUUCGAACAAAGGCAAGGGCAAGGCGAAAGCGCUGGAUGAUGAUUCCGAAAAGAUGGAUAGCGGAAGAGACUUUGAUGGGGAGCAGUACUCCGAAAUGGGCGAGACUUUACCUAUUCCCAAGGGAUCUCAGAGCAGCCAAGCCGGAUCUACUGGCCUCGGAACGCCCAAUGAGGAAUUGUUCGAUGCGGACUCUGAUUCGGCAAGAGGGCGUGCCGAUGUGAAGGACAACCGGCUACAUGAGCGCACGGCGACUACAGACUUUUCUCAAGCCCUAGGCUCCGCUCAGGCCUGGUUCACGCGCGUACAAGGUACGCUGGUAUCCGAAGCUCAACCUCGCGUUCUGGAGUUGCAAAAAUCGCUAGCGUCUACGCUCUCAUCUUUGUCAGGCGAAGGGAAUAACGUGGGCGCCAAAGACGAGACAAGGGAGAAGUCCGACGAAUCGUCGACGGCUCCACUGGCCGCACCUUCAGAGGCUCUGCCCGCAUUGACAAAGACUUUUCAGCAAGCUCUGCCGCACUUGGAUUGGAAGGCGAGUCAAGACUUGGCGAAAAAGUACUAUGCGGCCAGCGAAAAUUUGGCUAGGGAUGUUGGCAAGGAAAUGUCCGCUUUGGUGGGCGACUUGGUCAAGGUCGUGCCGGCGAACGAAGUGAGCCAAAAGGGAGAUCAAAACGGGACGCCGCAGGGCGACAGCAAGCUGGGUAAGUGUCUGUCUGACAGAUGUUCGCGUGCUGGGCAUGGUUGUGAUUGCUGCGUUGGCCCCGUCAAGCUGAACCAACUCGCUCUGCCACCCAACAGCACGAUCGACGCCUGUUCAGCCCGAGUCAGCCAGCUCGAGUAAGAGCAAGAUUGGUCAGAAUUCAAGCAGUCAGAGCAUAUCGGAUGAUUUCGAUUGGGACGCAGAAGCCGAAGAAGCGUCUGCUCAAGCCCAAACCCAAGCCCAAGCCCAAGCCCAAGCGCACGCACAGACUCCAAAGCCGAUCAAAACUGAUACAAUCGCGCCGUCUGCGCGCAAGGGCAUGAGCGCUUCAUCCAGCCGAGACUCGGGACUGCAAACGACGACGGGACCUCAGACUAGUAGCUGGGAGGCAGAGGAGCACGAAGAGGAUGCUCGGGCGCUCGCUGCUGCGAGCACCAAGAAAGAAGAGAGCGGAGAAGACUCGGAUUGGGAGUGA
Molecule: messenger RNA, 1646 nt
Organism: Ceraceosorus bombacis
Lineage: Eukaryota; Fungi; Basidiomycota; Exobasidiomycetes; Ceraceosorales; Ceraceosoraceae
Source: the annotation of a GenBank genome assembly